This is a messenger RNA of Numida meleagris (helmeted guineafowl), 3446 nucleotides long. It is a transcript of the gene PMCH, whose product is annotated as pro-melanin concentrating hormone. Gene Ontology annotation, biological process: behavior; chemical synaptic transmission. The transcript has 3 exons. Lineage: Eukaryota; Metazoa; Chordata; Aves; Galliformes; Numididae. Bases 30 to 611 code for a protein of 193 amino acids. The record is from RefSeq and is a predicted model, not a curated record. Gene Ontology annotation, molecular function: type 1 melanin-concentrating hormone receptor binding; melanin-concentrating hormone activity.
CCUUAUAUGAAAGCAUUAAGUAAGUAAGAAUGUGCAUCUCAUCGUAUAUGUUAAUACUCUCUCUUUUUUCUCAAGGUUUCCUAAUCUCAGAUUCAAAAUCUCUGCAAAAAAUAGAAGAUGAAGAUACGUUGCUAACUGCAUUCAAUCUAGGAAAAACCCUUCGAAAUGGAGAUAGAACUGAAAAGAGAGAAGCUAUGCCUUUGCUGAAACAUUAUAAGAUUGAGGAAAGCUUCUUGGAUGAAGACGACGACAGAAAAUUAAAGUUUUUUGACACUGGUUCCAGACAUGACUUCUUAAAUCAUGGUGUAUCAGUCAGCACAGGAAGAAAACAACUACCUUAUUUUGCACUGAAGGGAGCCAUUGCUUUUCCAGCUGACACUGAAAUUCAUAAUAUUGAAUCAAUACAGAAACGAGAGACUGCGGAUGAAGAGAAUUCAGCUAAAUUCCCUAUAGGAAGGAGAGAUUUUGACAGCACACUGAAUGCUGAUGUCGAACGCCACAUUUGUCAAAACAUGCACAACCGAUGUUGCCAUAAAGCUACAACAGUGAAGAACACUACCGUACCCGGUUCUCUAUUUUCAUCUCCCUCUCCUAGUUUUGGAAGCAGGUAAUCUAGUCUUAUAGCACAGGCAAAUCAAAAUAUGUAGUUCAACUACAAAAAUUAUGUGAAAAUUUUAAUAUAGUCAAUAGAAUUAUAUUUACUGGAGUCAGUGAUUCCAGGUCAAGAUUCCUCAGUUUACACUUAGGCUACAGUUUCUCUGACUAUCACUUCGAAUUUCAGGGCCAAACUUCGUACUUGCUGGCCUGUUUAUCAGAAGUGCUAUAGAGUCUGCAAGACAAUUUCUAACCUCGCUUCCUUUUGAAAGUCUACUAAAUUAUAUAAAAUACAUUGAAAUGUAUAGCAGGGGUUAGGAUUUCUAGCUAAUAAAUCUGUUACAAUGUCACAAGUGAAUUCCAAUAAACAUGAGCUGAAUGAGCGAUGCUGUGCAAAUAUCAGGAAAAAGAAAAUAUGAGAAACAGUCAAAAAUAAAUACUUUUUUUUGAUUGGUUUUGUUGAGUAGAAGGUUUACAGAUACUUUCAGGAUUUAAAAGUUUGCAUUAUACAAGUCUACUUUCCUACUUAGCACAAGCAUGUUUAAAUACUCUAUUUCCAGCUUCACUCCUAUAGAAGUUUUAGUUCCAAUUCAAACUUACAAAUUCAAACAGAAUAACAGAGAAGGAUACAUGGCUGGAAAGCUCCUUUCACAGGAACCACAAAAUUCAGUCAGUUUAUGCCACUUUCAUCACAUACUGCUUUCAUCCACAUAAACUAACAGUCUCUAGCUUUUUGUCACUGAGAUGCAGCCUAAGUAUCUCUGCACGAUAUUGCAGUUGGUCAGGUGAAUAUACUUGCUGUCUUUUUGAAAAAAAUACCAAAUUUAUUUACGUAAACUUGGAUCUUUCUUACUUAAUGUGCCCAUAUCUAUAUAGUCUCAUUUAAAGACUCAUUAUGGUCUUCUCCACGUGCCACAGGGGAAUUUCUGCUCCACCAUCCAAAACACCUCCUACCCCUCUUCAUUGACUUUGAUGUUUGCAGAGAUCUUCCUCUCAUUUUUCUCAUUCAUUUCUUACAGCUACCGUGCUUAACCUUUCUCAAAUAUGUUAUAACACAGCUACCACCAGAAUCACUGAUGAGGUUAGCGCUGGCCAGCGGUUGGUCUCUUUUGGUACUGACUCUGUCCAGCAUGCAGGCACCUCCUAAUCUUUUCUCAUAGAGGUCACCAGUAGCCCUCCUGCUACCCAAACCUUGCCAUACAAACCCAGUAGAGAAGAAUAAAGAAAUUAUCCCCCAAAGACUCAGAAGAAGAAUUUGAAACUGCAAAAAAUGCAUGUCAAAUCUUGUUUAACUAAACGUAACAUCCUAUCUAUAUAAUGUUCAGAAUAUACGUGGCUUAAAUUUUUUUACUUUAAUAUUACUGUAUUAUUAUGUUUCCUGGUUUUGCUGUUUCUUCAGUGUUUCAUGACAAUCUUUUAAAAUUCACUCAAUCCUCAAUUGUUCAUUAAAUUAAAUGUUAUACAGCAAUGACUUGCACACAAAAUGCUAUCACAUUCAUAUUGCAAGAGGCAAAUAAGAUGCAUUUUGUGCUGAGCUAAUGAAGAUAUAAUAAAUACAGCACCAAAACCAAAACAAACCGUAAAACAGUCAAGAAAGCUUGAUAGUUACCAUUCUAUAAGCAAUGAAUUGAGUUAUUUUUGGAGACAUCAGGGUUUGAUUUUACCACUCCCACCAGACACUUAGUGAAUUUAGUUUUCAGGGAUUAGAAUAUCUGGAAUCAAAGGACCAAAUACUAAAAAAUUUCACAAACUCAUCUGUCUUUAUUUCAACUGCACUGAACCAUGAAAUAUGCCUCAAAAUUUUUUGUCACAUCACAUGCUAUUUAGUCAUUUACAAGCAGUACAUAAAACUCUAUCAAAUAUAACUGUUUCAUUUGAUCCUAGUACUAAGCUAGAAGGUAUAUAUGAAUCAAGAUUGCAAAACUAGACUUGUUGAAGCAGUCAAAUAUCCCAGUUGGUCUAGGAAUAUAAAUUUGCUAGUACAACUACUGUACUACAUUGAGUUAGAAACAAGCGAAUUUUGCCUUUCUGAAGGCAGAACAAAACAGCACAAGUCUACAGCUGAAUCAAGAAGUAAAGCUCUUCUGGAAUGUUCCUUAAAAAAAAGAAGACGACUAACUUCAAAUUUGAUUGAGGUACACAUAAUGAAGCCUUUCAACAAUUUGGAAUAGUCUUCGAAAUGAGAGGUUUUGUACAUUAAAUUCCCUGAACUCCACUGCUUUGAGGGAACCCACAUCACCAAUUCAGUAACCCACAGCUCUGGGAGAGGGAAAAGAUGUUGGGAAUUCAAUUUCCUAAGCAAGUAGCUGCACAUAAGUAGUGUGAAAUGAACUCAGGCUUGCUGUCCCUGUUCCUCUUCACAAGCAAGAGGGAUGCUGCUGUUAUACCUAUACGUAGAAAGAAAUUCUGAUGAAUUUCAGAUAUAGGGGUUUACUGUUACCAUUGUUCAGCUGGAAGAAACUACAACAGAACGUAAGGCAUCCUGUGCUUAGCACAUGUACGUCAGAUAGUAGUCCUAACAAACAGAACACAUAGAAUAUUCUCCCACCUUAACUUCUGUACCUAAAGUUUUUCAGUUCAUUGAGAUGCCAAUACAAAACAUUCACAAUUAUACAAAAAAUUAAUGAUGUGUGGUCUAUUUAUUUCUAAACAUUAGUUGAUAAUCUAUUCCAGAUCUCCUUCCACCAUCUGCAUACAGUCAGUACUGCCAAUAGUUAGUCAGUAAGAAUGUUGAGAUUUGGGUUUUAUACGCUGGAAUAGCAUAAUAGAAUUUGAAAACCUACAUCAGUAACAACAAACACAUGUUUUUAUUUUCCAGCCAAACAAUUAGAAUACGAUUUGGAAGAGGAAGA